Salvia hispanica is the source of this 522-nucleotide messenger RNA. RefSeq names its product dirigent protein 22-like. Lineage: Eukaryota; Viridiplantae; Streptophyta; Magnoliopsida; Lamiales; Lamiaceae. The record is from RefSeq and is a predicted model, not a curated record.
AUGGCCAACAAAAUCACAUUAGCUUCAAUUCUCUUUCUCACCAUUUUCACAUAUUCAAAUGCAAAGCUAAGGCAUCUCAAGGAGACAAAACUAACGGUCUACUACCAAAAUUACUCCAGCCGCCCAAACGCAACCGUGAUCGAGAUACCGGGCCCAGCGAAUGGGACUGAAAACUACUUCAAGUUCGGAGCUAUGUUUAGCGUGGACGACCCAAUUACCGAAGAAUUCGACGAAGGUUCAGCCAUAAUUGCAAGAGGCCGAGGGCUGUUUGUGACCUCAGCUCUGGAUGGGUCCUCCAGCCAUGUAAUGUUGUCAGUUGUUUUUAUUGAUGGCGAGCAUAAAGGUAGCUCAAUAGAAAUAUAUGGUAAUGAACAACGGUCCAUGGUGAGGGAGGUGGCAGUGGUGGGCGGCACAGGGAAGUUCCGGCUAGCGCGUGGCUAUGUAACUUUCGAGAAUCUUUACUUUGAUCCGGUGCGCGGUCAUACAAUCCUCCAAUCUAAUAUGACUGUACUACAUUACUAG